Messenger RNA from Python bivittatus (Burmese python), 1008 nucleotides. NCBI's taxonomy places the organism in Eukaryota, Metazoa, Chordata, Lepidosauria, Squamata, Pythonidae. The record is from RefSeq and is a predicted model, not a curated record.
UGCUCCUCCUCACAAAAGAUUUGGGCGAAUUCCUUUCUCCGGGUUUUCAAGCCAUCUUUUAAAAAUCCAUCCCGCUCUCUCGCGUUGAAAGCUGGAGCUGUGUCGGGCAGCGAGAGACGGGAGACAGAAGGAGGAAGCUUACAGGGAGCAGGAAAAAGAAGGCAGGAAGGAGGGAUUAGGGAAGCGACUGAUAAACAGGCGACGAAGGUGGCCGGGGACGCGGCGCAGUGGCCGCUUUCCGAAAGCGAAAGGACCCAGACCGCGGAGGAGAUCACCAUGGGGGAUAACGCGUCUUCCGAUGCCGGCUGUUAGCAAGUGAAGGGGCUUGGGAGAGGAGAAGGCGGCAGUGGAAGCAGCGCCCGGUCCCGCAGCCGGGUUGCAAAGAGCCCGGAGAGCUGAGGCUCGCUGCUUGGACGGCUGGCUGGUGGGCUCGGGAGGAGAAAGCGGGCUGGGAAGCGGCGGCAUCCGCAGAAAGCGUGACGCCCCAGGGUUGGUCAUGCCCUUCGCCAAGAGGAUCGUGGAGCCCCAGAGGCUGUGCCGGCGGCAGCACAUCGCCUCGGUGCUGGACGAGAGCUCCGGCUCCGAGCUUCCUCAGCCCGGGAGCCACCGAGAGGAUUCCGGGGAGGCGGUGGACGAGCCGGAGGAGGAGGCUCCGGCUGGGCUAGCUGCCGCGCUCCCCGCCGACGGGAAGGAGAACCAGGAGGCGGCGGCGGCGGCGGCGGCGGCGAUGAUGUUGGAUCUGUGCUCGGUCAGCAAUGUGGCUCUCUCGCGGAUCCUCCGGCAGCUCUCCGAUGUGGCCAAGCAUGCCUGCACCCUCUUCCAAGAGAUCGAGGGCGAGAUCCAGCUCACGCACCGCAGGGUCCAGGCGCUGCACAGCCGGAUUGGCGGCGUCCAAACCAUUUUACACAGUUUGGAUCCCAAGCAGGAGGCAGUGCACAGAAGCUGACUGGGCUGCCAGCAGACUACCUCCACACUGGAAUCAGGAUAUUUUACUACAUCUGAGAACAG